Messenger RNA from Varanus komodoensis (Komodo dragon), 1144 nucleotides. RefSeq names its product tetraspanin-15-like. The transcript has 8 exons. Lineage: Eukaryota; Metazoa; Chordata; Lepidosauria; Squamata; Varanidae. The record is from RefSeq and is a predicted model, not a curated record. The annotation marks the transcript as partial. Gene Ontology annotation, cellular component: membrane.
UCGGCGUACGCCACGCUCUUCUCGAUCAUCGGCUUGGUGAUCCUGUGUGUCGGCAUUUAUGCGGAAGUUGAAAGACAGGCGCACCGGACCUUGGAAGGGCUCUUCCUUGCACCAGCCGUGAUUCUCCUUCUCCUGGGCAUCACCAUGUUUGCGGUUUCCUUCAUUGGAAUGGUGGGCUCCCUCCGAGACAACCGGAUGCUGCUGAAAACGUUCUUCUGGGUCCUGCUGGCAAUCCUCGUGAUGGAGCUGCUGCUGCUGCUGAUUGAGAUCCUCUUCGAGAAGCAGAUGAAUGCAGUGUUUCAUUCCAGCAUCCAGGAUGGGAUCAGGCACUAUUAUGACGACUUAGACUUCAAAAAUAUUUUGGACUUCGUUCAGCAAAAGCUCUCCUGCUGCGGGGGGGACGACUUCCGCGACUGGCACGUGAACCCGUACCACUCCUGCAAUGGCAGCAGCCCCCUGGCGUGUGGGGUGCCCUACACGUGCUGCAUCCAGAAGGACCCGGGAGGAGUAAUCAACACGCUGUGUGGAUACCGGACCCUCAACAAAGAGCGCCUGGAACUGGUGGGCACGAUCCAUGUGCGUGGCUGUAUCCAUGCGAUUGGCUUCUGGCUUAAGGACAAUUUUGAAACCUCUUUUGCCAUUGUUUUCUCUUUGCUCUUUCUCCAGGCCAUAGGCUUGAUAAUGGCCUGGUUCUACUGGCAGAAGCUCAACGAGAUUCACUCCAGGCUGGACACCGUGGACUUCAAGGUCCUGAACUUUGGCGAUAUCGACUUUGCCACCCUGGACCUCAGCGGGGCCGGCUGGUGCUGGUGCUUGCCCCGAGAAGGCGGCUACAUUCCUGUCCAGGACAGAGAGGACGACGGGGUGGGUGAUGCCGUCUACCCAAGUGGAGUAUGCCCUUCUGGGGCUGUUGAAUGACUGGCGCCGAGAGGCCUGGGGCAUCCACGGACUCAGGCCGGCCGGCCGGCCGGAGGGCCUUACCCUCGUGUUUUGCAAAGCCGUCGGCACAAGGGGCGCUCUCCUCGGCUUUCGGGAGGAAGGCCGCGUGUGCAGUUGCGUGAUGUUCACGUUCAGGUAGUUCUUUCCUGAUGUUAAAGUUCUACUGUGUUUUGUAUUCUCCGAAAUAAAAAUCAGUUUGUCCUUG